ACCCUCAAGCUCAUAAAUUUCAGUAAUUACCGAUCCCUUCUUCUUCUGCAUCACCUCUAAACCUCCAAUCUCUUCUCCCUCAACAAAAGGGCAAUCCCAAAUCGCCGAAAGAUCCAAUCCUAUCUUUGUUCUCAAUUUACAAGAAAUAAAACUUGCAAAGCCAUGGCACUUGCUAGAGAAAUCAUGGGCACAUCUUUAAUGGAGAGAUCUUCAUUUCCAGGCCUGAUUCUGAGCCAGAGAAAGUGCAGAUUUUUCCUGCCCUGCGAAGGGAAGAAGGAGGUACAACAAGUGAUGCGUAGAGGGGUCAAGAGUACAACCCCUGUUGCAGCCAUCAGUGAGGAUUUGGAUUUGGUCAAAGUGGUGCCUGAAAAGGCCGUGAAGUUUAAGGUUAGGGCAGUGGUGACUGUCAGGAACAAGAACAAGGAAGAUUUGAAGGAAGCCUUAGUUAAACAAUUGGAUGCUUUUACAGACAAGAUUGGUAGAAAUGUUGUCUUGGAACUCGUCAGCACCGGUAUUGAUCCAAAAACCAGAGCUCCAAAGAGAAGCAAUGGAGCUGUACUCAAAGACUGGUCCAAGAAAUCGAACCUCAAAACUGAGAGAGUGAACUACACAGCUGAUUUCAUGGUGGAUUCCAAUUUUGGGGUUCCUGGUGCAAUCACAGUGGCUAAUAAACACCAGCAGGAAUUCUUUCUUGAGAGCAUCACCAUUGAAGGGUUUGCCUGUGGCCCUGUCUACUUCUCCUGCAAUUCUUGGGUUCAGUCCAAUAAAGAUCACCCUGGAAAAAGAAUCUUCUUCUCUAACCAGCCAUAUUUGCCGAACGAAACUCCUGCGGGGCUGAAAGCCCUGCGAGAAAAGGAGCUGAGGGAGCUGAGAGGAGAUGGCAAGGGAGAAAGAAAGCUAUCCGAUCGAGUAUAUGAUUUCGACGUGUACAACGAUCUCGGAAAUCCAGACAAGGGUAUCGACUCUGCUCGACCCAUUCUCGGAGGCGACAAAAUCCCAUAUCCGAGACGCUGUCGAACAGGGCGUCCUCCUACGGACACCGACAUGUACUGCGAGAGUCGAGUGGAGAAACCGUUGCCGAUGUACGUGCCUAGAGACGAGCAAUUCGAAGAGUCGAAGAUGCAUGCUUUCUCGACAGGGAGGCUCAAGGCUGUGCUUCAUAACCUCAUACCGUCGUUGAUGGCCAGCAUUUCCGCGAGUAAUAAAGAUUUCAAAGGUUUUUCGGACAUCGACAGCCUUUACAGCGAAGGACUUCUCCUUAAACUUGGUCUGCAGGACGAGAUUUUGAACAGGAUCCCGAUGCCGAAGGCCGUGACCAAAAUUCAAGAAGGCGGCCUCCUUAAAUACGACAUUCCGAAGAUCAUAUCCAAGGAUAAAUUUGCGUGGCUGCGCGACGAUGAAUUCGCGCGCCAAGCUGUCGCCGGCGUGAACCCUGUUAACAUCGAGAGGCUCCGGGCUUUCCCUCCCGUCAGCGCACUCGAUCCUGAAAUCUACGGGCCGAGAGAAUCAGCCCUGAAAGAAGAACACAUCACCGGACAGCUCAACGGCAUGACCGUCCAAGAGGCGUUGGAUGCGAACAAGCUGUACAUCAUCGACUACCACGACAUUUACUUGCCGUUCCUCGACAAGAUAAACGCGCUCGACGGUCGAAAGUCGUAUGCCACGCGCACGGUGUUUUUCUUGACGGAUGCUGGCACUCUCAAGCCGGUAGCGAUAGAGCUCAGCCUCCCGCCGACCUCGUCGACUUCACGAUCGAAGCGGGUGGUCACGCCUCCUGUCGAUGCUACGUCGUACUGGAUGUGGCAAUUGGCGAAAGCUCAUGUUUGCUCGAACGACGCCGGUGUCCAUCAGCUCGUCAACCAUUGGUUACGUACUCACGCGGCGCUCGAACCGUUCAUUUUGGCGGCGCAUCGGCAGAUGAGCGCGAUGCACCCGAUUUUUAAGCUUUUGGAUCCGCACAUGCGAUACACGUUAGAGAUCAAUGCGUUGGCGAGACAAGGGUUGGUCGCCGUCGAUGCCGUGAUCGAGUCUUGCUUCACUCCCGGCCGGUAUUGUAUGGAAAUCAGCGCCGCCGCCUACAAGAACUUUUGGCGAUUCGAUCAGGAAAGCCUCCCAGCCGAUCUCGUUCGAAGAGGAAUGGCGACGCCCGACCCAACGCAACCGCACGGGAUCAAGCUCGUCAUGGAGGACUACCCGUACGCGACGGACGGGCUAAUGAUAUGGGGCGCGAUCGAGAACUGGGUCCGUAGCUACGUGAACCAUUACUACCCCGACUCGGCGAACGUCUGCAACGACAAGGAGCUCCAAGCGUGGUACGCCGAGUCGAUCAACGUGGGCCACGCCGAUCUCCGCCGCGCCGACUGGUGGCCAACGUUAGCCACUCCCGAGGAUCUAAUAUCGAUCCUUACGACCAUAAUCUGGCUCGCCUCGGCCCAGCACGCCGCCCUGAAUUUCGGGCAGUACCCGUACGGCGGGUACGUCCCGAACCGGCCGCCGCUCAUGCGUCGUCUGAUCCCCGAUGAGAACGACCCCGAGUAUUCGGUGUUCCUCUCAGAUCCGCAGAAGUACUUCUUCUGCGCGCUGCCAAGUUUGCUGCAGGCGACGAAAUUUAUGGCGGUGGUGGACACGUUGUCGACGCACUCCCCCGACGAGGAGUACCUCGGGGAUAGGCAUCACCGGUCGAUAUGGUCAGGCGACGCGGAGGUGGUCGAGGCGUUUUACGAGUUUUCGGCGGAGAUUCGGCGGAUUGAGAAGGAGAUUGAGCGGAGAAAUGAGGAUGCGAGGCUGAAGAACAGGUGUGGGGCGGGAGUGAUGCCAUACGAGCUUCUUGCGCCGAGUUCGGAGCCCGGGGUCACGUGCCGGGGCGUGCCUAACAGCGUGUCUAUAUGAUUAUGUAUGUAUGUAUGUAUGUAUAUUUUGUAGUUUAAGAUUGUUGCAAUGGUUGUUUAACACAACCUAGGAAAUUAAUGAAUGUAUAAUAUUGCCAAGUAAUAGUUUAAAUUUUAACUUCAUAUUCAA
Andrographis paniculata is the source of this 3018-nucleotide messenger RNA. RefSeq names its product linoleate 13S-lipoxygenase 3-1, chloroplastic-like. NCBI's taxonomy places the organism in Eukaryota, Viridiplantae, Streptophyta, Magnoliopsida, Lamiales, Acanthaceae. Gene Ontology annotation, molecular function: protein binding; metal ion binding; oxidoreductase activity, acting on single donors with incorporation of molecular oxygen, incorporation of two atoms of oxygen. Gene Ontology annotation, biological process: lipid oxidation. The record is from RefSeq and is a predicted model, not a curated record. The transcript has 8 exons. Bases 163 to 2889 code for a protein of 908 amino acids.